AUGGGUGCUCAGAGAAUACGGCAAACUCCAGGGCUCUUCAUGGAGGUGCAUGAUUCGUCACAGGGGCCCAUUCUUCCAAAGAAGGGUCAACGAAAUGUUCUCAUCACUUCUGCUCUCCCUUACGUCAACAACGUCCCUCAUCUAGGCAACAUCAUUGGCUCUACUUUAUCCGCGGAUGUCUUUGCGCGGUACUGCAGGACACUCAACGUCCCCACGUUAUAUAUUUGUGGUACAGAUGAGUACGGGACCGCCACCGAGACCAAGGCCUUGGAAGAAGGAGUCACUCCGAUGGAGUUGUGCACCAAAUUUUACCAGCUCCAUACCGAGAUCUACAAGUGGUUCGAAUUAUCCUUUGACAAAUGGGGAAGAACAUCAACCCCAGAACAUGCAGAAAUCACCCAAAGCGUCUACAAGCACAUCCAUGACAACGGCCUUUUUCGACUGGAAACUGCCGACCAAACUUAUUGCGAGGAUGACAAGCUUUUCUUAGCCGACCGUUUCGUAGAGGGUACAUGUCCACAAUGUGGAUAUGAUGACGCACGAGGAGAUCAAUGUGACAAAUGCUCCCUCACCUUCUCCUCGCCGACUUCUCUUAUCAACCCCAGGUGUAAACGCAAUAAAUCACACACACUUUCCGUCCGUCCGUCUACCCAUGCUUGCCUCCGACUGGAUCUUAUACAGCCUAAACUGGAAGAGUGGAUGCAAAAGGCUCGGGUGAAGGGCAAAUGGGGCACUAACGCUGUGAUCACAGAGAAGGGAGAAAUCAUUGAACCUCGUAUGCUCGGCGAGGGGUUGAGACCCAGCGCAGUGACGAGAGAUCUGAAAUGGGGUGUGGAGGUGCCUAAGCUGGGCAUCAAGGAGGAGGAUGAAGCUAUGGAAGGAAAGGUCAUAUACGUCUGGUUUGACGCUCCUAUCGGUUAUCCAUCAAUAACUGCCACUUAUACCGACAAGUGGCAGGAGUGGUGGAUGAACCCAGAUGACGUAGAGCUGUAUCAAUUCAUGGGCAAAGACAAUGUCUACUUUCACACGGUUCUUUUCCCUGCUAUGCUUCUCGCAGACGGAAGGAAUUGGACAAUGCUUCAUAACAUCUCCAGCACUCAGUACCUGAAUUACGAAGACACAAAGUUCAGCAAAAGUCGAAAUGUCGGAGUUUUCGGCAAUAACGCAAAGGAGACGGGGCAGCCACCAUCAGUCUGGAGAUACUAUCUCCUGUCACAACGGCCCGAGACUUCAGACUCUGCGUUCCUAUGGUCUAGCUUUAUAGCUGCCAACAACAACGAACUCUUGGCGAAUCUAGGUAAUUUUGUCAACCGGGUGAUCAAAUUCAUCAACGCGAAAUAUGAAUCAGUGGUCCCCGGUCCCAAAGAGUAUGAAGAAGGGGAGGUCACUGCUGAUCCUUCUCCGACGACACCUGCAGAGAAGAUCGAUGCCGCUUUCAUCACGGAGAUCAACUCGCGGCUGGCAGAGUACCGAGAGUUGAUGGAUUCGACUAAGUUACGAAGCGGUCUGGCGACUGUCAUGUCAAUAUCUUCCGCUGGCAAUGCGUACCUACAGGAAUCCGGAUUGGACAAUUCGCUCCUCGCCAGCGAGCCGGAACGAUGUGCUCAAGUCUUGCUCAACGCUGUCAACCUCAUCUACUUGUUAUCCGUCCUCGUCCACCCUUUCAUGCCCACCACGUCCAGCUCGAUACUCGGUCAGCUUAACGCUCCCGCUCGUUCUCUCCCAAAAACAUUCUCCAUUGACAUUCUACCCGGUCAUGCGUUGAACAAGGCCGAGCACCUCUUUAAGAAAAUUGACAAUCCUACGGAACAGCAACAGGAGUGGCAGCGACAGUUCGGGGGAGACGCCGUGUUGGGCAGCAAAGUCGAUCCGGCAGGCCCUGGCGGUAAUGCGGAGGGGGGCAAGGUGCCUCAAGUGAAUGAGGUGAUCAAAAUUAGCAAGAAGGAGCAGCAAGGGGUGAAGCAGAGGGAGAUGAGCAAGUUAAAGAAAUUGGCUGCUGCCGAGGCGGAGAAACACAAGACUCCUGAAGAGAAAGAAUUGGAGGAGAAGGUAGAGGCUCAAGGCAAGCUGGUGGCCGCUUUGAAGACUGGCAAGGCUGAAGGUGACGUUGAAAAGGAAAUGGCUAAAGCCAAGGAUCUCAAGGGGGAGUUGAUGGAGUUGAGAAAGAAGUUGAAAGAGACUAGUUUGGAGUCAUAG
Tremella mesenterica DSM 1558 is the source of this 2196-nucleotide messenger RNA. RefSeq lists its product as uncharacterized. The transcript is spliced from 15 exons. Gene Ontology annotation, biological process: methionyl-tRNA aminoacylation. Gene Ontology annotation, cellular component: aminoacyl-tRNA synthetase multienzyme complex; cytosol. NCBI's taxonomy places the organism in Eukaryota, Fungi, Basidiomycota, Tremellomycetes, Tremellales, Tremellaceae. Bases 1 to 2196 code for a protein of 731 amino acids. The record is from RefSeq and is a predicted model, not a curated record. Gene Ontology annotation, molecular function: methionine-tRNA ligase activity; ATP binding.